GGUAAAGCCAAAGUAUCUCUAAUGAAACUGAAGUUGUUACAUGGUGAAAGUUGUUUUCCACCUAUAUCCUGUAUGAUGCUGAGAAAAUCUCGGUGAGAAAAGAAGGAGCAUUUGGUUCUUCCUCAGGAGGUGAAAGUCAACCCCUGGGAAAAGAGCAGCGUGAUGGAUUCUUCAGACAAUGCCAGCUCCUGUGUGAGGGAGAACACCAAUCCGCAGGAAGAGGAUGGAAGAAAGCAGCAGCACCCAAAAGUGAAAAGUUUCUGUUCAGUAAGAUAUGGCGUGGCCAUCAUGAUACAUUUCUGUAAUCUAAUAAUAACAGCCCAAUUUGCCAGUCUGAGCAUUGCCAUCGUUGCCAUGGUGAACCACACAGACCAGUCAAAUCAAUCCAAUGUUUCCACAAAGAGACAUCCUGGUGCCGCUGCAGAUAUAGGGGUACCAGUAUAUGACUGGAACCCAGAAAUCCAGGGUCUCCUCCUUAGUGCUAUACUCUACGGUUCAGUUAUCACAACAAUACCAGGUGGUUAUUUCUCUGGAGUUCUUGGAGGAAAGAAAAUAGCUGGAUUAUCAUUACUUCUCUGCUCAGUUCUCAGCCUCUUGACACCAUUAGCAGCAGACUCCGGACUGCCUUACUUGUUUCUUGUAAGGAUAGUACAAGGCCUGUCUCAGGGGAUGAAUUUCAGUGCUCUAGCUGCAUUUUGGCCAAAAUGGGCUCCACCACUGGAACGUACUCAACUAAGUACCAUUGGUUUAUCUGGUACAACAAUGGGAAAUUUCAUUGUGGUCAUCGCGGGUGGUUUCCUCUGUGAGUCCCCAGGCUGGCCAAGUAUCUUCUACAUAUUUGGAGGCAUUGGCUGCAUCUUCUCUAUUAUCUGGUUUUCUCUUGUUUACGAUGACCCUAGGGAACACCCAUUUGUAAGUGACAGUGAAAGAGAAUACAUUAUUUCUUCAUUGGCUGAACAGGCCAGUUCCCCUAAUUGGUCUUUGCCUUUCAAAGCUAUGAUGAAGACUCUGGCAAUCUGGGCCAUUAUAAUACCUAACAUUUGUCGAUUCUGGUUAACUAGCAACUUAACAACAUCGCUGCCAACACUACUAGACAAUAUGUUUGAUUUAAACUUUGAAAAGAAUGGGUUUCUGAGUGCACUGCCUCUGAUUACAUCAUGGAUCAGUAUGACUGUGGGAAGUAAAAUAGCUGAUUUCCUCCUGUCCAAGAAGAUUCUCAGACUCAUCACAGUUCGGAAACUCUUCACAUUCCUGGGAAUGUUUUUCCCAUCUUUAUUCACCGUAGCUAUCCCAUAUGUUGGCUCCACUACUGCUAUAACCUUCAUGAUACUGGCUAGCUCAGCAAGCACCCUGUGUUUCUCUGGAUUCAUCGUUAAUCCCCUAGACUUUGCUCCCAGAUAUGCUAGCUUUAUCAUAUCACUGGGAACUACUGCCAUGUCGAUUUCAGGGAUCGUUUCUCCCUUCAUUACUGGAUACUUCAUCAACCAGGAGGUGAAAGUCAACCCCUGGGAAAAGAGCAGCGUGAUGGAUUCUUUGGACAAUGCCAGCUCCUAUGUGAGGGAGAACACCAAUCCGCAGGAAGAGGAUGGAAGAAAGCAGCAGCACCCAAAAGUGAAAAGUUUCUGUUCAGUAAGAUAUGGCGUGGCCAUCAUGAUACAUUUCUGUAAUCUAAUAAUAACCGCACAAUUUGCCAGUCUGAGUAUUGCCAUUGUUGCCAUGGUGAACCACACAGACCAGUCAAAUCAAUCCAAUGUUUCCACAAAGAGACAUCCUGGUGCCGCUGCAGAUAUAGGGGUACCAGUAUAUGACUGGAACCCAGAAAUCCAGGGUCUCCUCCUCAGUGCUAUGCUCUAUGGCUCAUUUAUUGCAACAAUCCCAAGUGGUUAUUUCUCUGGAGUUCUUGGAGGAAAGAAAAUAGCUGGAUUAUCAUUGCUUCUCUCCUCAGUUCUCAGCCUCUUGACACCAUUAGCAGCAAACUUGGGACUGCCUUACUUGUUUCUAGUAAGGAUAGUACAAGGCCUGUCUCAGGGGAUGAACUUCAGUGCUCUAGCUGCAUUUUGGCCAAAAUGGGCUCCACCACUGGAACGUACUCAACUAAGUACCAUUGGUUUGUCUGGUACAACAAUGGGAAAUUUCAUUGUGGUCAUCGGGGGUGGUUUCCUCUGUAAGUCCCCAGGCUGGCCAAGUAUCUUCUACAUAUUUGGAGGCAUUGGCUGCAUCUUCUCUAUUAUCUGGUUUUCUCUUGUUUACGAUGACCCUAGGGAACACCCAUUUGUAAGUGACAGUGAAAGAGAAUACAUUAUUUCUUCAUUGGCUGAACAGGCUAGUUCCCCUAAUUGGUCUUUGCCUUUCAAAGCUAUGAUCAAGACACUGGCAAUCUGGGCCAUUAUAAUUCCUAGCAUUUGUCGAUUCUGGUUAACUAGCAACUUAACAACAUCCCUGCCAACACUAUUAGACAAUAUGUUUGAUUUAAACUUUGAAGAGAAUGGGUUUCUGAGUGCACUGCCUCUUAUUAUUUCAUGGAUCAGUAUGACUCUGGGAAGUAAAAUAGCUGAUUUCCUCCUGUCCAAGAAGAUUCUCAGACUCAUCACAGUUCGGAAACUCUUCACAUUCCUGGGAAUGUUUUUCCCAUCUUUAUUCACUGUACUUAUCCCAUAUGUUGGCUCCACUACUACUGUAACCUUUAUAAUACUGGCUAGCUCAGCAAGCACCCUGUGUUUCUCUGGAUUCAUUGUUAAUCCCCUAGACUUUGCUCCCAGAUAUGCUAGCUUUAUCAUGUCACUGGGAACUGCUGCUAUGUUGAUCUCAGGGCUCGUUUCUACCUUCGUUACUGGGUACUUCAUCAACCAGGAUAAUACUACUGGCUGGAAGAAUGUUUUCUUUCUAUCAUCUGCUAUUAACGUAUUAGGAAUGAUUUUCUACCUCGUCUUUGGCCAGACAGACAUCCAGGAUUGGGCCAAAGAGCAGAGACUCACCCGCUUCUGAGGGGCCACGGGAAAUGAACUGAAAAUUAGUUCUACUGAAAACAUCCUUAAAGAUUUUUAAGGUCAUCCUUGACUUCUCAACUCUCAGGCAAUAUACACCAUUGUCAAGCUUGUCUUUUUAAUAUACACAACAUCUCUUAUGUGUGUCUGCUCUUCUCCACUCAGCCACCACCCUAGUUGAGGCCCUCAUCACCCUUGCUUAAUCUAUUGGAAUGACCUUUUGCAUCUCCCUGUUUCAACUCUUCCCCACUCUGAUGCAUUCUCCACACAGCUGACAAAAUUAUUUUCCCAAAGCCCAAAGCGGAUCAUGGCACUCACCUCUAAUCAACAAAUUCCACUGUCUCCCAAUUGCCUCUAGAAUAAAAUACAAAUGACUAUAUUUGAAAUUUAAAGCAUUUCAAAGCAUACCCCUUCCUACCUUUGUGGUCUUCUUAUAUUUUAUGCCUUUCCUCACAUUCCACAUUCUGGACCUGCUGCUUUGCCUUCUCAUUAUUCUGCACAUAUAACAUUUUCAUCUCUACUCUCCAUGACUGCGCACUCACUCGCAUCCUUACCUGGAAUAUAUUCCCUGCACACCUCUGCCUCUUGGAAUCUUAUAUUUUCUUCAAGAUUAAGCUCAAGUGCCAUGAAUAUUUUACUGGUCCCCACCCCAGCUGCUAGGGGACACCCUUCCAAAACAUACCAAUAACAUAUUCAUUUUGUAUUGAGAAAAUUAAAAUUAUUUUGUGUCACUUAAUAACUAAUUCUCUUCUCUAACUGACCCUAUUUUAUAUUUCUUCCCCAUUUUGUAUAAUUGUUCCAGUCACAUUUCUCCAUCCUUGAGUUAAGCUCAGGAAUACAGUUUUCUCUCUGAGUCAAUUUAAAGGUAUAGUUAAAAGGCAAUGUUGUUAUCACUCUGACCAUUACCUCCUGGAACAUCUGCUUGUCAUCUAUAAGUCCCAACCAGCUCAACCUGGUACCAUCCCCAAAAAUGUUUUCAUCCUUGCCUGCAGUUAGAGGUGAUUGGAUAUCCUCCAAUAGGACCCCAAGGCCAGUGGUGCUGAACCCCUAGCAAAUAUUACAAAAGGUAGAUGAGUGGCAUGAAACAAUUAUCAGAGAGGGCCAAAGCACUUUUCUUAGUAUAGCCAAUUGUGGUCUUCCUCAAAUAACCUGACCCCUCUUUUCCUGUAUUUCAAUAAAGAGGAUCUCUUCUUCUCAUUGGGGUCACUGGCCUUGCUAAGGUUGCCAGUCUGACCCACUUUGUUAACAAUUAUACACAUCACUGUUAAUAAAUUGAUUCUGCUCAAAAUCUGCA
Messenger RNA from Phascolarctos cinereus (koala), 4278 nucleotides. Its product is annotated as putative small intestine urate exporter. Gene Ontology annotation, cellular component: apical plasma membrane. Gene Ontology annotation, molecular function: transmembrane transporter activity. Gene Ontology annotation, biological process: monoatomic anion transport; transmembrane transport. NCBI's taxonomy places the organism in Eukaryota, Metazoa, Chordata, Mammalia, Diprotodontia, Phascolarctidae. The record is from RefSeq and is a predicted model, not a curated record.